AUGGCUGCUGGUGGUGCAAAUAAUUCUUCAUCUGAAAUCAAUGUGGUCAUUAUUGGAGAAACAGGCACUGGUAAAUCAACAUUUAUUAAUUAUUUAACAAAUCUAUUUUAUAAUGGUUCAUUAACAAAUCUUAAAGUAGCUAUACCAACACAUUAUUUAAAAGCUAAUAUGUCAUCUAUCAUGCCUCAACAUCAUGAAGCUUGUUUAGAGGAUGGUACAGGUAGUAAAACAACUAAAUGUACAAAAUAUACAUUUACUGUUGAACAAGUUCAUUUCAAUUUUUUUGAUACACCUGGUAUAAAUGAUACCGGUGGUUAUCUAUCGGAUAAUGAAAAUGUUGAUCGAAUAUUUGAGUGUAUUCAAACAUUACAACAUUUAACAGCUCUUGUACUUGUUCUAAAUGGUACACAAGCACGUUUAACAGUUAAUAUACGAAAUGUUCUUGAACGUUUUCGUGAUCGUAUACCUGAUGUUAUUUAUAGAAAUAUAAUUGUUAUAUUAACAAAUUGUGCAUCACAUACAGUUAAUUUUGGUUCAGUUAAAUUAUUAAAUCAUGCACCUGUAUUUCAUAUGCAAAAUUCAGCAUUUUCAUCUGAUGCUCGAAAAUGGACAUCUCAAACACGUGAAAUAUUACAACGUGAUUGGAAUAUAUCAAUGCAAACAAUGAAUGAUUUUAUUAAAACUUUAAUAACAUUAAAACCUAUUUCAACUGAAUCAUUAUCGGCAAUGAAUGAUGAUCGUAAUGCUAUACGUAGUAUUUUACAUGAAAGUCGUCUUAUGAUUAUGGAAUUGCAACAUAUUGAAGAUGAAUUAACUGCACUUGAACAAGCAUCAAAUAUUUAUUCAGCGAAUGUUGAAAAAUAUUCAUCGAUUAAUGGUCAACCAACAAAAUCGAUUCAGGCAAGUAAAUAA
Molecule: messenger RNA, 912 nt
Organism: Rotaria sordida
Lineage: Eukaryota; Metazoa; Rotifera; Eurotatoria; Philodinida; Philodinidae
Source: the annotation of a GenBank genome assembly